This is a messenger RNA of Aspergillus puulaauensis, 1188 nucleotides long. Its product is annotated as O-acetylhomoserine aminocarboxypropyltransferase/cysteine synthase family protein. Bases 1 to 1188 code for a protein of 395 amino acids. NCBI's taxonomy places the organism in Eukaryota, Fungi, Ascomycota, Eurotiomycetes, Eurotiales, Aspergillaceae. The record is from RefSeq and is a predicted model, not a curated record. The transcript is spliced from 3 exons. Gene Ontology annotation, biological process: transsulfuration. Gene Ontology annotation, molecular function: pyridoxal phosphate binding; transferase activity, transferring alkyl or aryl (other than methyl) groups.
AUGUCGAUGUUGGAAGGUGGUGUGGGCGCCGUUGCCACUGCCUCUGAUCACGCUGCACAGUUCAUUGCCGUCACCAAUUGCUGCUCGCCCGGCCAGAACUUUGUCAGUACUAGCUGGCUGUAUGGCGGCGCCUACAACCAGUUCCGGGUGUAUAUGAAGAAGUUCAACAUCGAUGUCAAGUGGGUGGAGGGCAACGACCCCGCCGACAUUGACAAGGCAAUUAACAAGAACACUCGGGCCGUGUACAUCGAGACCAUCUCCAACCCCAAGCACAGCGUGCUAGAUAUUGCGGCCAUUAGCGCCGUCGCGCACAAGCACGGUAUCCCGUUGAUUGUUGAUAACACGUUCGGCAUGGGUGGCUACCUGGCCAGACCCCUUGUAUUGGGUGCCGACAUUGUCACCCACAGUUGCACUAAAUGGAUUGGCGGCCAUGGCACCAGCAUGGGUGGCAUCGUCAUUGACGGCGGCUACUUUGACUGGUCUGUGUCUGGCAAAUUUCCUGGCUUCACGGAACCCGCAGAUGGCUACCACGGGUUGCGCUUCUGGGACGCAUACGGCUACAGAGCCUUGUCCGCCAAGCUGCGGAUGGACAGUAUGCGCGACUUAGGUCCAUGUAUGAGUCCAUUCAAUGGGUGGUUGUUUCUGCAGGGCCUGGAAACGAUUGCCCUACGUGGAAAACGCCAUUGCGAAACCAUCCUGGCUUUGGCAGAGUGGCUUGAAGCUCAUCCCUCCGUCAAUUGGGUCCUUUACCCCGGGCUGAAAUCACAUCCGGACUACGACUAUGUCCAGAAGACCAUGCCUAACGGGGGCGGAGGUGUCUUUACCUUCGGUGUGGCUGGAGCAAUCGAUGAAGUCCGCGCAGUAGUCAACAAUCUAAGGCUCUGUAGCCACUUGGCCAACGUCGGCGAUGCCAAAACGCUCAUCAUCCGCCCCUGGACCACGACGCACCAGCAGCUGCCUGAAGCGGAAAAGAUCAAGGGAGGGGUGACCCCCGAUUUGAUCCGUGUUAGUACCGGCCUCGAGGAUUUCGAAGAUAUCAAGCACGACUUUGAGCAAGCGUUUGUCGCGGCAGGGCUGAAGCCAGCUGCCAAGCUGAAUGGGGACUCUUUCAACCAGGCACUAUCCUUGUUCAAUGAUGGAUUCAUGAAGGAUCUUGGUACCGCGGCACCCAGGCCGGCUGGCAUUUGA